Molecule: messenger RNA, 2001 nt
Organism: Closterium sp. Naga37s-1
Lineage: Eukaryota; Viridiplantae; Streptophyta; Zygnematophyceae; Desmidiales; Closteriaceae
Source: the annotation of a GenBank genome assembly
AUGGAUCCCCUGGGGUCACGCACACCACGCUGGUGUGCAGCAAGGCUCCAACGAGAAAGGUGCGUUGGUGCAACGAGAUGGGCAUCACCAUGGUACAAGGAGCCAGAGAGUUGCAGCAAGGCACCGGCAGAGGAGCAAGCGGGCUGCUUGGUGCAACGAGAUGGGCAUCACCAUGCUACAAGGAGCCAGAGAUUUGCAGCAAGGCACCGGCAGAGGAGCAAGCGGGCUGCCGUAGCAAGGCGUGAGCUCACUGCAGCAAGGCGUGAGCUCACUGCAGCAAGGCGUGAGCUCACUGCAGCAAGGCGUGAGCUCACUGGAGCAACGCGUGAGCUCACUGGAGCAACGCGUGAGCUCACUGGAGCAACGCGUGAGCUCACUGGAGCAACGCGUGAGCUCACUGGAGCAACGCGUGAGCUCACUGCAGCAAGGCGUGACCUCACUGCAGCAACGCGUGAGCUCACUGCAGCAAGGCGUGAGCUCACUGCAGCAAGGCGUGAGCUCACUGCAGCAACGCGUGAGCUCACUGCAGCAACGCGUGAGCUCACUGCAGCAACGCGUGAGCUCACUGCAGCAACGCGUGAGCUCACUGCAGCAAGGCGUGAGCUCACUGCAGCAACGCGUGAGCUCACUGCAGCAAGGCGUGAGCUCACUGCAGCAAGGCGUGAGCUCACUGCAGCAAGGCGUGAGCUCACUGCAGCAAGGCGUGAGCUCACUGCAGCAAGGCGUGAGCUCACUGCAGCAAGGCGUGAGCUCACUGCAGCAAGGCGUGAGCUCAGUGCAGCAAGGCGUGAGCUCAGUGCAGCAAGGCGUGAGCUCAGUGCAGCAAGGCGUGAGCUCACUGCAGCAAGGUGUGAGCUCACUGCAGCAAGGCGUGAGCUCACUGCAGCAAGGCGUGAGCUCACUGCAGCAAGGCGUGAGCUCACUGCAGCAAGGCGUGAGCUCACUGCAGCAAGGCGUGAGCUCACUGCAGCAAGGCGUGAGCUCACUGCAGCAAGGCGUGAGCUCACUGCAGCAAGGCGUGAGCUCACUGCAGCAAGGCGUGAGCUCACUGCAGCAAGGCGUGAGCUCACUGCAGCAAGGCGUGAGCUCACUGCAGCAAGGCGUGAGCUCACUGCAGCAAGGCGUGAGCUCACUGCAGCAAGGCGUGAGCUCACUGCAGCAAGACGUGACCUCACUGCAGCAAGGCUGCGCAGCGCUGAAAGGCCGCCGCAGGAAUUCACCAGCGCACUGCCGCAACAAGCAGCGCACAAGCCACCAGCGCGCGGCACGCUGCAAGGUGCCAGCGCGCUAAUCGCCAGCGCUUUCGGCGCCAGCGCGCUAGGCGCCAGCGCCUUAGGAGCCAGCGCGCUAGGCGCCAGCACGAUAGGCGCCAGCGCGCUAGGCGCCAGCGCGCUAGGCGCCAGCGCGUUAGACGCCAGCGUGCUAGGCGCCAGCGCGCUAGGCGCCAGCGCCUUAGGCGCCAGCGCGUUAGGCGCCAGCGCGCUAGGCGCCAGCGCGCUAGACGCCAGCGCGUUAGGCGCCAGCGCCUUAGGAGCCAGCGCGCUAGGCGCCAGCGCGAUAGGCGCCAGCGCGCUAGGCGCCAGCACGUUAGGCGCCAGCGCGCUAGACACCAGCGCGCUAGGCGCCAGCGCGCUAGGCGCCAGCGCCUUAGGCGCCAGGGCCUUAGGCGCCAGCGCGCUAGGCGCCAGCGCGUUAGACGCCAGCGCGUUAGGCGCCAGCGCGCUAGGCGCCAGCGCAUUAGGCGACCAAAGAGGAGAGCUAUGGGAGUCAACACGCGCUCACGCUCGUGCACCCACCAGAGGCGACGACGGGAAGGGAGGGAGAGGCGACGACGAGGAGGAAGGGAGCGGCUAUGACGGGGCGGGAGGGAGAGGCCAUGGCGGGAUGGGAGGGAGAGGCGACGGCGGUUGGGAGGAGGGAGAGGCGCUGGCGGGAUUGGAGGGAGAGGAUACACUGGGUUUGGAGGAGAGGGGACGGCGGGGUGUUCAGAAAACGGGAUAG